AUGGCUACAGGAGCUCCAGGUAACAACUUCAGAGGGUGGACCCCCACACCUCCAGAAAGAGGCUCUUUUCCCUUGGACCACGAUGGUGAUUGCACCGAAUACAUGAACAAGUACCUUAAGUGUAUGAAGUUCACCGAAAACAAGAACGCGCCCAACUGCCGUGUUUUGGCCAAGGAUUACUUGAACUGCCGUAUGGAGAACCAACUCAUGGAGAAGUCAGACUGGGACUCCUUGGGACUUGUGAACUUGCCUGGUGACAAGUCCACCACCCAUCAAGAAAUGUUGAACAAAAAGAAGACCGCUUCGGGCGCCGACAAAGCGCCUCCGACCUGA
Suhomyces tanzawaensis NRRL Y-17324 is the source of this 333-nucleotide messenger RNA. RefSeq names its product Cox19p (gene COX19). Gene Ontology annotation, cellular component: mitochondrial intermembrane space. The transcript has 2 exons. Gene Ontology annotation, biological process: mitochondrial respiratory chain complex IV assembly. The record is from RefSeq and is a predicted model, not a curated record. Lineage: Eukaryota; Fungi; Ascomycota; Pichiomycetes; Serinales; Debaryomycetaceae. The coding region runs from base 1 to 333 and encodes 110 amino acids.